AUGGACACCUUUCAACAAGCCCUAUUGUUCCCGAAUGAACGUGAGGCUGUAGCGAACGAGAUGGCAAGGCGCCUCGCCGGAAGAAAAAAUACAACCAACCGCUACUACAUGCCAGGACUCUUUACGAGAGAAGAGUUCAAGAACAUCGCCAUUACUGCGGCGGAACAUGUAUGGGGGUUCCUAUCACGUAUGGGCAACAUCUUCUCGGUGUGUGCAUUCCUAUACACCAUGCUAUGUAUUGCCAGCUAUGUCGCCAGUGUGAUCGCGAACUAUUUCACACUCCGAAACGCAGCGAGGAACCAUCCGAGGAGGAGACGCUACCUAUGGGCUAGUUUAUGGCAGGCUCUAGCUCACCGUUAUCUGUACCACCUACACACACAGCGAGAAGGGCAGUUCGAACUUCAAGAAAUCAACCACCAGAGUAAUGCCGAGACCACAACGGAGGUGGACGUCGCCAUCCAAGUAGAGCCGGUACCCACGGCUCCGGGCUAUCCACAACUGAGGCCGUGCAAGGAUAGCACGUGCCUGGAUCCACACGCAGUGGCGUAUCAAUAG
Acanthoscelides obtectus is the source of this 555-nucleotide messenger RNA. Lineage: Eukaryota; Metazoa; Arthropoda; Insecta; Coleoptera; Chrysomelidae. The record is from the annotation of a GenBank genome assembly.